AUGGAGGAGGAGGAGGAAGAGGCCAAGCCAACUACCACGGGAGCAGCCGAGGAGCAGGCGCCUACUACUCAGCCGGGCGAGGGCCAAUCCGCGCAGCAGCCUGCGAAUGUAAGUAGCACCGAAAAGCAGGCGGAGGCGAAGAAGGCGCCCCCGACCAAGGCGACACACAGGCUGGACAUCUUCCUGGACGGCACCCGGCUCGAUCUCGACAAGACCAUCUUCCAGAUCGUGCCCAAGCCGCCGCAGGGCGAGGCCGAUCAGCUGCCCGUGCACCACUUGUGGAGCCAGGAGCACCUCCUGACGUUCUCCCUGACUCCGCUACACCCCGCGGCGCCGUCCGCCGAUGAUGAGGCCGCAGGAAAUGAGGAAAUGAGCGAGGCGACCUCCACCUCCACUUCGACUUCAACCUCGACUUCGACCUCGACCUCCACGACGCCUUCGUCGGACGAAUCCGUCACCAGCAGCACCACCCUCACAGCGCUCGGCCGGCCUGCGCUGGAGCGGUACCUGGCGCUGGCUGCGCCGGAGUGGCUGCGCGAGGAGGGUGCGUCGGCCACGACGCUCGAUAUCCUCAACCUCCUCCGCGUGCUCGACGCCAUCAACCGACUCUGGAAUUCGCUCUUCACCAGCGUCACCGCACGCGCUGAUUCUACGGAGGGUCCCAAUUGCCGGAUCAACCCGAGCGAAUUCAUCAGCUCCAAGCUCACGGGGAAGCUCACGCGCCAGAUGCAGGACCCCAUUACCGUCUGCAGCCACGCCUACCCGCGCUGGUGCAAGGAGCUCGCCUCCGAGUUUUCGUUCCUGUUCCCGUUCGAGACCAGGCGCCUUUAUCUCAACUCGACGUCGUUCGGCGUUGCGCGUGCGCUCAAGAACUUGAAGAUCACCAUUCACGGCCAGCCCCUCCAAGUGCCCCGACUUCACCACAACAAGGUGGCCAUAUCGCGUCAGCACAUCCUGCCUGCGGCCCAGAAGGUGAUGGAGCUCUACGCGCGACACAAGGCCGUGCUCGAAGUCGGCUACUUCAACGAAGUGGGCGUUGGCGCCGGUCCCACGCUGGAGUUCUACACGAUGGUGUCGCACGAGCUGCAGAAGAGGAAGCACGGCCUGUGGCUCGACCAGGACGCCUCGACGACGCACGUCGCCCCCAUGCAUGUGGAGGGCGCCAAGGACGCCGCGGUCAAGGACGCCAGCGACGCCGCCGCCGCCGCCGAGGAGCAAUACGCGUUCCACCCUGCCGGCCUCUUCCCCUCUCUGCUCAGCCCGAACGCACCCGAGGAGCGGAAGGCCGAGGUGGAGAAGCUGUUCAAGUUCGUGGGCCGAUUCGUCGGGAAGGCCAUCCUCGACGGCUGGCAGCUCGAUUUCCCUCUCUCUGACUCCCUCUUCAAGGUAAUGAUGAGCGACAAGCUGAGUUGGGAGGACCUCCGGUCGCUCUUCCCCGCGUACGAGAAGUCUCUCCGCCCUCUGCUGCAGCUGAGCCGCGAGAAGCACCAAAUCCAACGCGACAGCCACCUCACGAUGGCCGAGCGCGAGGAAAAGAUCGCGGGCCUGCGUCUUGAGGGGCGCAAGGUGGAGGACCUCUACCUGGACUUCUCCCUGCCCGGCUUCGCCGACUGGGAGCUCAAGCCCCGCGGCGCGGACAUCGACCUCACCAUCGACAACGUCGAGGAGUACGUGGCCCUCACCGUCAAGGCCCUCCUCGAGGACGGCGUCCGCCUGCAGCUCGAUGCUUUCCGCUCGGGCUUUGAAGAAGUGUUCUCUCUGGCGAACCUGCGUAUCUUCUCCCUGCACGAGCUCAAGGCGCUUAUCUGCGGUCUUCAGGAUGACUCGGAGAACUGGUUGCCUCAUGUGCUGAUGGAGCACACGAAGACGGACCACGGGUACCACGAGAACAGCCGCGCGGUCAAGUACCUACUGGAGGUCCUCACUGAGCUCAGCCCCGAGGAGCGACGCAAGUUCCUCCUCUGGGUUACCGGUAGCCCGCGACUCCCCAUCGGCGGAUGGAAGGACCUUGUGCCCAAGCUCACAAUUGUGCGCAAGGAAGCCACAGACCGCUCCCACUCGGAUGAGUUCCUGCCAUCAGUGAUGACCUGCUUUAACUACCUCAAGCUGCCUGACUACUCCACCAAGUCAGUGCUUAAGGACAAGCUCCUCCUUGCCAUCAAUGAAGGUGCUGAGUUCCACCUUUCCUGA
Molecule: messenger RNA, 2190 nt
Organism: Acanthamoeba castellanii str. Neff
Lineage: Eukaryota; Discosea; Longamoebia; Acanthamoebidae
Product: HECTdomain (ubiquitin-transferase) domain containing protein
Exons: 15
Coding region: 1-2190 (729 amino acids)
Biological process (GO): proteasome-mediated ubiquitin-dependent protein catabolic process; protein polyubiquitination
Molecular function (GO): ubiquitin protein ligase activity
Source: RefSeq, a predicted model, not a curated record